Molecule: messenger RNA, 1802 nt
Organism: Schizosaccharomyces octosporus yFS286
Lineage: Eukaryota; Fungi; Ascomycota; Schizosaccharomycetes; Schizosaccharomycetales; Schizosaccharomycetaceae
Product: AP endonuclease Apn1
Exons: 2
Coding region: 273-1406 (377 amino acids)
Biological process (GO): base-excision repair
Cellular component (GO): mitochondrion; nucleus
Molecular function (GO): DNA binding; zinc ion binding; phosphoric diester hydrolase activity
Source: RefSeq, a predicted model, not a curated record
UUUAACUAUAGUCUCACUGUUCCAACAGAAGUAUAGCAAGUAUAGAAAUAUUAGUCGAUGUCAGAAGUCCAAAACCUUAGUAAAACAAGCAUAGUAGCUGAAGUGGAAGUUAAAGAGGAAAAGCCUAUUCUUACUGAAGAAGCUACUGCUUCAAGCGAAAAGAUGAUGAGAAAAUACAUCGGAGCUCAUAUAUCUGCAGCUGGUGGCGUGUUCAAUUCCUUAAUUAAUAUGAAGAACAUAAAGUAUGUAAAUUAUAGUACUGUUGCUGUGCAAUGCAUCAUAAGUUGGUAUACCAAGAAUUGGUUUGUUUACAUUUUAAUGAACAAUUGUUUCAGUCUGUACGGACCUUGACGUCUUUGGCGUUCAAUUUUAUUUGGAAAACAUGUGUUUUUUGGAUAAAAGGAAUAGGAUUUCUGACAAUAUUUAGUGCUACGAGCUGUGCAUUCUUUGUCAAAUCUCAACGGAAAUGGGCGUCCGCAGAUAUGCCAGAGGAAAUCGCGGAAAAGUUUCGAGAACUGGCUAAAGAAUACCAAUUUGACGCUAAAAAACAUGUGCUUGUUCAUGGUAGCUAUCUUAUUAACAUGGCAAACGCAGACAAGCAGAAACGCGAACAGGCCUAUGACUGUUUUCUUGAUGAUUUAAAACGCUGUGAACGUUUGGGUGUAGGAAAUUACAAUUUUCAUCCCGGAAGUACUGCUUCUUGCACAAAAGAAGAAGGCAUCAAUAACCUUGCAGAAUGUAUUAAUAGAGCUCAUGAAGCUACAAAUGAUGUAAUUAUUGUUACUGAAAAUAUGGCUGGUCAAGGAAAUUGCCUUGGGGGUACCUUCAGUGAUUUCGCAGCAUUGAAAGCGAAGAUCAAAAACUUAGACCGCUGGAGAGUUUGUUUGGAUACAUGUCAUUCCUUUGCUGCUGGAUAUGACUUAAGAACAAAAGAAAGUUAUGAAAAGGUUAUAGAAGACUUUGAUAAAACGGUUGGUGUACAAUAUAUCGGUGGAUGGCACUUGAAUGAUUCAAAAGCACCAUUAGGAAGUAAUCGUGAUUUGCACGAAAAUAUUGGUUUGGGGUUUUUGGGCUUGGAACCCUUCCGGUUAAUUAUGAAUGAUUCCAGGUGGGACGGAAUCCCCAUGGUCCUUGAAACACCUGCCAAGACACCAGAGACAUGGGCAAACGAGCUUGAAAUUCUUCGUAAAUUGGUUGGAAAAUCUUCUGAUGACCCUUACCUUCUUGAGGAGGGUAAGCGACUGGCUUCUAUGGGUGAAUCAUCACGGAAAGAUCAAUUGAGCAAAUUUGAACAAAAGGAAGCAAAACGGGUCGGAAAGAAAAGAAAGGAUGAGUUGACCACCACUCAGACAACUAUAAAGACAGUGAAGCGGACAAGGAAGACUGUACAAACCUCUAAAGCGUAAUUCAUUGUAGUUAAAAUAUGUCGAGUUUGCGCAUUUUUGUCAAGCGGUAGCUCAUUGAAUAGCUAGUGCUUCAGAAUUUCACUCAUUUAUACUGAAUAGAUUAUACAAAUAUAAUUGUUUUAAUAUUUUCUUUUUUUUUUUACCGUUUGCUGUUCAUAUUUCGCUCUUUAUUAUUUAUUUACUAAAGCAUUCCUUGUACUUCGUUAGACUUCGGUUAUUUGCUGAGUUUUUCGCCUUUACACGAACUUGUCUUACCUCCUUAUAUCUCUUAACCGACAGCUUAGGGUUUAUCCAAAGAAGCCCUAACCUAUAGGCCUAUGUGACUGUUCUUUUGGUUUCACUAGAUUUCCCAUUUUACCAAGGAAAAAUCUCUACACCACCCAAAAACUCCAACAU